This is a messenger RNA of Fraxinus pennsylvanica, 309 nucleotides long. Lineage: Eukaryota; Viridiplantae; Streptophyta; Magnoliopsida; Lamiales; Oleaceae. The record is from the annotation of a GenBank genome assembly.
AUGCAUGAAUUUAUUGCUUCUGGAAACAAUGUUCCAUUAGAGAAACCAAAACUUGAACCUAGUCGAUCCUUGGUAGAUGUUGAUGCUCCUCUUAUUGGCACAGGAGAUAGCAAACAAUCAGACAAAGGAUCCAGCUCCACUUCAGGUUUAGCGACACAGUUAUUACUUCUUGCUAUUCCUUCAACUGGUGGUCCAUCAACAUAUCAAUUAAAGGGUGAUCAGACAGUAGAUCUUUUGAGUGACAAUAGCUUGAACUCACCUGCACAUGCAAACUCGCUGGCAGUUUUUCUGAAACAAGAUGCUCCUUGA